Molecule: messenger RNA, 1539 nt
Organism: Grammomys surdaster
Lineage: Eukaryota; Metazoa; Chordata; Mammalia; Rodentia; Muridae
Gene: Gpr101
Product: G protein-coupled receptor 101
Exons: 1
Coding region: 1-1539 (512 amino acids)
Biological process (GO): adenylate cyclase-activating adrenergic receptor signaling pathway
Cellular component (GO): membrane
Molecular function (GO): G protein-coupled receptor activity
Source: RefSeq, a predicted model, not a curated record
AUGCCGUCGAGCUGCACCAACAGUACUCAAGAGAACAACGGCAGCAGCCGAGCGUGCCUCCCCCUCUCCAAGAUGCCUAUUAGUGUAGCUCACGGCAUCAUCCGCUCCGUUGUGCUGCUUGUCAUCCUUGGUGUAGCCUUUCUGGGUAACGUAGUGCUGGGUUAUGUAUUGCACCGUAAGCCAAACUUGCUGCAGGUGACCAACCGGUUCAUAUUUAACCUGCUUGUCACUGACCUGCUGCAGGUUGCUCUCGUGGCCCCCUGGGUGGUGUCCACCGCCAUUCCUUUCUUCUGGCCUCUCAACAUCCACUUCUGCACUGCCCUGGUUAGCCUCACCCACUUAUUUGCCUUUGCUAGCGUCAAUACCAUUGUGGUGGUGUCAGUAGAUCGUUACCUGACCAUCAUCCACCCUCUUUCCUACCCAUCCAAGAUGACCAACCGACGUAGUUAUAUUCUCCUUUAUGGCACCUGGAUUGUAGCCUUCCUGCAGAGCACACCUCCACUCUAUGGCUGGGGCCGCGCUACCUUUGAUGACCGUAAUGCCUUCUGUUCCAUGAUCUGGGGAGCCAGCCCUGCCUAUACCGUUGUCAGUGUGAUAUCCUUCAUCGUCAUUCCACUGGGUGUUAUGGUUGGCUGCUAUUCUGUGGUGUUUGGUGCAGCCCGGAGGCAGCAAGCUCUCCUGUAUAAGGCCAGGAGCCACCGCCUGCAGGUGAGAGUCAAGGACUCUGUGGUGCAUGAGAAUGAACAGGGAGCAAAGAAGCAGGAUGAGUUCCAGGACGAGAAUGAGUUCCAGAGCCAAGAUGAAGGUGGUCAGACCAAGGCUAAGGAAAGCAGCACCAUGGAAGAGGAUCUCAUGGUAGCCGAGGACAGCAGCAUGAAGACCGGAAAAGGAAGCCUGGAUUUCAGUGCAGGUAUCAUGGAGGCCAAGGGCAGUGAAGAGGUCAGUAAUGGCAGCAUGGAGGGACUGGAAGUCAUCACUGAAUUUCAGGCUAGCAGCGCAAAGGCAAACACUGGCCGCAUAGAUGUCAAUCAGUGCAGCAUUGAUGUGGGCGAAGAUGAUGUCGAGUUUGGCAUGGAUGAAAUCCAUUUCAACGAUGAUGUCGAGGCAAUGCGCAUUCCAGAGAGCCGUCCACCCAGUCGUCGAAACAGCGCCAGCAACCCACCUUUGCCUCCAUGCUAUGAGUGCAAAGCCGCUAGAGUGAUCUUCAUCAUCAUUUUCUCCUACAUGCUAUCUCUGGGGCCCUACUGCUUUCUGGCAGUGCUGGCUGUGUGGGUGAAUAUUGAUACCCAGGUACCCCAGUGGGUGAUCACCAUAAUAAUCUGGCUUUUUUUCCUGCAGUGCUGCAUCCACCCAUAUGUCUAUGGCUAUAUGCACAAGAGCAUCAAGAAGGAAAUCCAGGAGGUACUGAAGAGGUUAAUCUGUAAGAAAAGCCCCCCUGUGGAAGAUAGCCACCCUGACCUUCACGAAACGGAAGCUGGCACAGAGGGAGGUACUGAAGGCAAGGCUGUCCCCUCUCACGAUUCGGCUACUUCACCUUAA